Molecule: messenger RNA, 2636 nt
Organism: Nematolebias whitei (Rio pearlfish)
Lineage: Eukaryota; Metazoa; Chordata; Actinopteri; Cyprinodontiformes; Rivulidae
Gene: efr3a
Product: EFR3 homolog A (S. cerevisiae)
Biological process (GO): protein localization to plasma membrane
Cellular component (GO): plasma membrane
Source: RefSeq, a predicted model, not a curated record
CGGCAGCUGCAGCACUUCCGUGUUGUCUGUCACGGAGAAGCAGGAAGCGCCGCGGGAGCGUGUGGGAGGUAAUCCGCCGCUGUUUACAGAGCCGCUGUCAGGUGACGAGAGGCUACAUGGAGGCUAACUGACGAACCGGACCGGACCGUCGAAGCUGCCGGGCGCACACAGGAGGGGGGGCUGCGGUACAUCCACCAGAACCGGGAUGCCAGUCGGAGUGUGUGGCUGCUGCGGGCCGCUGAGGCCGAGGUACAAACGACUGGUGGACAACAUCUUCCCAGAGGACCCUAAAGAUGGCCUCAGCAAGUCCGACAUGGAGAAGCUCACCUUCUACGCUGUCUCGGCUCCGGAGAAGCUGGACCGGAUCGGGGCGUACCUGGCGGAGAGGCUGAGCAGAGACGUGGUGCGACACCGCUACGGGUACGUGGUGAUCGCCAUGGAGGCCCUGGACCAGCUGUUGAUGGCGUGUCACUCUCAGAGCAUCAAACCCUUCGUGGAGAGCUUCCUGCACAUGGUGGCCAAGCUGCUGGAGUCCAGAGAGCCCGACCUGCAGGUUCUGGGGACAAACUCGUUUGUGAAGUUUGCCAACAUCGAGGAGGACACGCCUUCAUACCAUCGCCGCUACGACUUCUUCGUCUCCCAGUUCAGUGCCAUGUGCCACUCGACUCAUGAAGAUCCUGAGACCAGGAGCAGGAUCCGGGUGGCUGGGAUCAAAGGCCUGCAGGGCGUUGUGAGGAAGACGGUGAACGACGAGCUGCAGGCCAUCAUCUGGGAGCCGCAGCACAUGGACAAGCUGAUCCCCUCCAUGCUCUUCAACAUGCAGGACAGCGAGGACCUGGACAGCCACCUGGACAACCACCAUCUGUGGGACCCCAACGAGUUUGCAGUUUCUUGCUUCAGGAUCACCAUGUACUCCAUCCAGGCCCAGCACUCGCACCACGUCAUCCAGCAGGUUCUGAACCACCUGGACGCCCACAGCAAGAGCACGCCGCGGCUCAGAGCCGGCAUCGUCCAGGUCCUCCUGGAGACCGUGGCCAUCGCCGCCAAAGGGUCCGUGGGUCCGACGGUUCUGGAGGUCUUCAACACGCUCCUCAAACACCUCCGGUUGAGCGUGGACUUCGAGCUGGGCGAGAACUCCAGGAGGAACUCCAGCAGCAGCGCUUCGUCCGGCCGGGGGAAGGAGAGCGAGGAGCGGAUCGUGCAGAACGCCAUCAUCCAGACCAUCGGGUUUUUUGGUGGAAAUCUGCCGGAUUACCAGCGAGCCGAAGUCAUGAUGUUCAUCAUGGGCAAGGUGCCCGUGUUCGGGACCCCCUGCCACACCUUGGACACCGUGAAGAUCGGGCAUCAGGGAACCAAGAGGAUCCAGACCAUGCUGCUCAGCUCCCUGAUCAUGGUGACCUCUGGCUUCAAGUCCAAGUCCAUGACGGCGGCGCUGCCCCCCUCCUUCCUGGACCCGCUCUUCUCCGUCUCUCUGAUGGAGGACGUGGAGCUGAGGCAGCUGGUGCUCGAGAUCCUCCACAACAUCAUCGAUCGCCACGACAACCGCGCCAAGCUGCGCGGCAUCAGGAUCAUCCCGAACGUCGCGGCGCUGAAGAUCAAACGGGAGAAGAUUUCCAAACAAGACGUGGGAUUCAUAAAGAAGCACGGCCAGCAGCUCUACCGCCACGUCUACCUGGGCUGCAAAGAGGAAGACAACGUCCACAAGACCUUCGAGCUGCUCUUCACCACGCUCGCCAUCCUGACCAUCGAGCUGGCCAACGAGGAGGUCGUCAUCGACCUCGUCCGGCUCGCCGUCGCUCUGCAGGAAAUGGCUCUGGUCAACGAGGAGAACCUGCCCAUGUUCAAUCGCUGCGGCAUCAUGGCGCUCGUGGCGGCGUACCUCAACUUCCUGAGUCAGAUGAUCGCCAACCCGCCUUUGUGUCAACACGUCAGUAAAGUCAUCGAGUUGAGGAACAUGGACGCGCCGUACCUUCUGCCAGAACAUAUCUUCAGAGAUAAGUGUCCUCUCCCUGAAUCUCUGGACAAAGACGACCGGCAGCUGUUCUUCCAGACUGCUGAGAUGGCCGAGUGUCUGGCCGGACCGGGCUACAACGCAGAGCGCCUCUCCAUCCCCUACGUCCCGCAGGUGACAGUCCUUUACACCGUAGGAAAAAUCAUCCACAGGUGCAAGCAAACAUCCAAAGAUGAAGACCGUCUGCCCAGGAGGAAGAGUUUCGUGGACACCAUCUCCCUCCAGGUGGACAUCAUGUCCAGCAGCCUCCCAGAUAAGUCCCCGCUGGCCGAGGAGAUCACCUUUGAGACGCUGAAGAAGGCCAUCGACACCACGGGUUUGGAGGAGCAGGAGAGGGAGAGGAGGCGUCAGGUGAUGGAGAAGUUUCAGAAGGCUCCGUUUGAGGAGCUCGCCGCUCACUGCGAGUCCAAGGCGAACCUGCUGCACAACCGUCUGGCACAAAUCUUUGAACUCACCAUCCGGCCUCCGCCCAGCCCGUCCGGAGUGGUCUCCAUCUCUGCAGGACACGCCCAGCACCCGUCCGUCCCCGUCUAUGAGAUGAAGUUCCCGGACCUGUGUGUGUACUGAACACGGCUAACACGCUAACACGCUAACAACAAGGUCACCUUCAGCCCCCCCCCCCCCC